Molecule: messenger RNA, 1758 nt
Organism: Hydra vulgaris (swiftwater hydra)
Lineage: Eukaryota; Metazoa; Cnidaria; Hydrozoa; Anthoathecata; Hydridae
Source: RefSeq, a predicted model, not a curated record
GCUCAUACAGCAGUGGGAGAAGGUAUAACACCCCAUCAACAUACAGCAUUGAUUAGUAGUGUUAUUGUUAUGUCUGGUGGUUCUGUAGCAAACUUUAAUUGUUCUAAAUCCACAUCUUAUAGAGCUGCGGAGAACAUAAUAUCUGCCAGGGCAAAAGAAAUAAGAGAAUACAUAAAAAACAUUGUAAUAUUAUCAGAUUCACUAAUGACUAUACACUUUGACGGAAAAAUAGUUAAUGAACUAACAGAGAGAAAGCAAUUUAAAAAAGAUAGAAUUGCAGUUUUGCUAAGAAUUGAUAAAAAAACAGAACUACUUGGCAUUCCUCCAAUAGAUUCUAGUUCAGGGGUUAAUCAAAAGCAAGCUAUAGUGGAAUUGAUGGAGUAUUUUGGAUUAAAAGAUAAGGUCAAAUGUCUCUGUUUCGACACAACUUCAGCAAAUACAGGAAGAUGGCAAGGUACUUGCAUGAAAUUAAUUCAACAAGUUCAACGUCCAUUGUUGUUGAUUGCAUGUUGACAUCAUGUAAUUGAACGACACAUAGCCCAUUUCUGGAAGAUUUACCCAAGCAGCGAAACUUCUGGUCCAGAAAACAAACUAUUUGAAGUUUUAAAACAAAACUGGAACAGUAUAGAUGCUGAAACUAAGGAACUGAAAAGAAUAAUAAUACCACCUGGAACAUGGAUAUAUAAUCAAAAAUUAGCUGCUGUUCAGUUUUGUAAUAAUGUGAUCAGUUUGAAGAUCUUCAAAAAGGUAUCAAAAACAUUUUAGGACAGAAAUAUAAGAAAAGAAUACCACGAGCUAGCUGAACUUACUUUAAUGGUUUUAUCAUCAAAUAGAUUUAAAUUUCAUUUACCGGGACCAAUUCACCAUUCAAGAUUUAUGGGAAAAGGUUUAUACUAUUUAAAGUUGUAUCUUUUAAUGAAUGAAAUCCAAAACCUAACUGACAAACAUAAGGAAGAAAUAACUGGUAUGGCUUUGUUCAUAAGCCUUUUCUAUACAGAGUGGUUUCUAAAAGCAGAGUUAAGUUCUUUGGCACCAACACAGGAUAUAAAAGCUUAUUGGCAAAUGAAAAGGUUUGAGGAAUGGAAUCUACUUGGCUCUCGAGCUGUUGCUAACUCUAUUCUCAGACAUACUUGGUAUCUGGAUCCAACUUUAGUAGUUUUUGCCCUAGCAAAUAAAGAAUGUAGGGAACGUGGUGAUAUGGCCAAAAAACUAUAUAGUUUACAAAGAUGUCCAAGUGAAAGUUUUCCUUUGGAACGCCAGGUAAUGGACCAAGCUAUAUUGAAUAGCCUCAACUUCAGUAAAGAUGAGCCCCCUAGUUUGACUCCACUAGUAACAGAAAAGUCGUGGCUUGUUUUUGUCAUGCUUAAGCAUGGAAAAGCAGAAACUCAAUGGAUGAAGACUCCACCAGAAGUUUGGAAAUUUAAUGAUUUUUAUGUAGAAUUUAGAGCAACAGUUAAGGGACUUGAUGUUGUUAAUGACUGCUCUGAGAGGGCAUUUAAGUUAGUUCAAGACCUAAUAAACAGAGCAUAUUCUGAGGGGAAAAGGCAGGACACAUUUCUAUUUACAAAUAGUUAUAAGAAAAACAGAAAAGGCAGGAAAAAAACAGAUUACGAAAAAGCCGCAAAUAAAGACUAGUUUCAUUUUUUUGUUUAUAACAAUUUUUCAAGAAAGAAUAGAGAGGAUCAUAACUUCACUAGGAUUUCUGUAUUUUAAUAUAAAAGAAACUUUACUACUGAUUUAAAAUCUUUUACAGUUUUA